Nycticebus coucang (slow loris) is the source of this 2039-nucleotide messenger RNA. Its product is annotated as Y-box-binding protein 1-like. NCBI's taxonomy places the organism in Eukaryota, Metazoa, Chordata, Mammalia, Primates, Lorisidae. Gene Ontology annotation, molecular function: nucleic acid binding. Gene Ontology annotation, cellular component: nucleus. Gene Ontology annotation, biological process: regulation of gene expression. The record is from RefSeq and is a predicted model, not a curated record.
AUGGAGAUCCGCCAGCGCUGCUGCCAGGGGGGCUGUAACACUCUGGAGGUGGGCCGGUCCAGUGAAGGGCAGGGCCUGAGCUCUUUCCUGGCCAGGCCUUCUCAGCCAUCCUGGAGCCGCCUGGCGGCUGGGGGAGGCUCUUUCCUUGGCUUUCAUAAAAACUACAAGCCACACCAUGCCCGAGGGUUCCACAUCUCGGAGGGGGCGGGAGGGGGGUGCCGGAACGUCUUCUCAGCACCCCUAGCCGGCAGCCUCCAGCAUGUCCGCCUUGACUUUAUGCCGACUUUACAGAUUCCAGACUUCCAAAAACAACCACGACAGACAAGGCAGACAAGACAGACAGACACUUACCACACAGCGGCUUUUCGGAUCAGGGUCCACAAGGGGAUGGGGCUGGUCACCAGAAAGACAGAGGCAGGACGGGAGAAGAGAGACUUCCAGCAUCCUUCUCACUUCCGGGGCAGGGAGAAGGGCUGGAAUUGGAGCUACUCUCUGAUGGCCAGUCACACAGCAAACCUGGGUAAUGGAGCCUCCUUAAACACUCAAGAGGACAGGGUUUGGAGCACUUCCAGACGGUGGACACGGGUAAGUGGGAAGCGUGAGUCCCUGACGUUUCUGAGGGACGUACAUCGAAUGCAGGGAGGCAAGAAGAAUUUGUCCUGUUCAAAAGUAAUGCCGAUUGUUCAGUGUGGACAGGAGACACAGGGGGCAGCUGAGAAAGCCAACCAGGAGGAGGGGACAGUGUAUCAGAAAUAUAGUAUAGGCCCGGGCGGCCUCACAUCGGCGGCGCCUGCCGGCGGGGACAAGAAGGUCAUCGCAAGGAAGGUUUUGGGAACAGUAAAAUGGUUCAAUGUGAGAAACGGAUAUGGUUUCAUCAACAGGAAUGACACCAAGGAAGAUGUAUUUGUACACCAGACUGCCAUAAAGAAGAAUAACCCCAGGAAGUACCUUCGCAGUGUAGGAGAUGGAGAGACUGUGGAGUUUGAUGUUGUUGAAGGAGAAAAGGGUGCGGAGGCAGCAAAUGUUACAGGCCCUGGUGGAAUUCCAGUUCAAGGCAGUAAAUACGCAGCAGACCGUAACCAUUAUAGGCGCUAUCCACGUCGCAGGGGUCCUCCACGCAAUUACCAGCAGAAUUACCAGAAUAGCGAGAGUGGGGAAAAGAACGAGGGAUCUGAGAGUGCUCCUGAAGGCCAGGCCCAACAACGCCGGCCCUACCGCAGGCGAAGGUUACCACCUUACUACAUGCGGAGACCCUAUGGGCGUCGACCACAGUAUUCCAACCCUCCUGUGCAGGGAGAAGUGAUGGAGGGUGCUGACAACCAGGGUGCAGGAGAACAAGGUAGACCAGUAAGACAGAAUAUGUAUCGGGGUUAUAGACCACGAUUCCGCAGGGGCCCUCCCCAAAGACAGCCCAGAGAGGACGGCAAUGAAGAGGAUAAAGAGAAUCAAGGAGAUGAGACCCAAGGUCAGCAGCCGCCUCAACGUCGGUACCGUCGCAACUUCAAUUACCGACGCAGACGCCCAGAAAACCCUAAACCACAAGAUGGCAAAGAGACAAAAGCAGCCGAUCCACCAGCUGAGAAUUCGUCCGCUCCCGAGGCUGAGCAGGGCGGGGCUGAGUAAAUGCCGGCUUACCAUCUCUACCAUCAUCCGGUUUAGUCAUCCAACAAGAAGAAACGAAUAUGAAAUUCCAGCAAUAAGAAAUGAGCAAAAGAUUGAAGCUGAAGACCUUAAGUGCUUGCUUUUUGCCCGUUGACCAGAUAACUAGAACUAUCUGCAUUAUCUAUGCAGCAUGGGGUUUUUAUUAUUUUUACCUAAAGAAGUCUUUUUUGGUAAUAACAAACGUGUUUUUUAAAAAAUCCUGGUUUUUCUCAAUAACGCCUUUAAAGGUUUUUAAAUUGUUUCAUAUCUGGUCAAGUUGAGAUUUUUAAGAACUUCAUUUUUAAUUUGUAAUAAAAGUUUACAACUUGAUUUUUUCAAAAAAGUCAACAAACUGCAAGCACCUGUUAAUAAAGGUCUUAAAUAAUAAAAAAAAAAAA